Molecule: messenger RNA, 3853 nt
Organism: Polyodon spathula (Mississippi paddlefish)
Lineage: Eukaryota; Metazoa; Chordata; Actinopteri; Acipenseriformes; Polyodontidae
Product: glycerophosphoinositol inositolphosphodiesterase GDPD2-like
Exons: 16
Coding region: 319-1938 (539 amino acids)
Biological process (GO): lipid metabolic process
Cellular component (GO): membrane
Molecular function (GO): glycerophosphodiester phosphodiesterase activity
Source: RefSeq, a predicted model, not a curated record
CCCUUACCAGCGCCUCUUCAAUCACUGUUCACAUCUAGCCUCUAUUCACUGAAUCCAUUAGCAUUCAGCGCACAAAGAGAAGCUAGCUUAAAAGGGGGUUGAAAUUGUGUAAAAAAAAAUAAAAAAAUAGGGAGAGCGAGGGCGCAAUGGGAUGGGAGACGGGGGCCACGGGGAGUGAACAAACCGGAGAGGUGUGUUCAUAUACCGCAAGGGCUCUUUCAGUACUAGAUUAGGAUGACAAGAGAAUCGUCCAUGCGACUUUACCAAUCACAGACCAGAACGCUUCGAAAACACUAAGGUUAGGCUGUGUGGCGCAGAAUGGCGCAGAAGCACCCCUGUCGAAGCUGCCUGGUCGGGGUCUACAGUUGCCAUGGGAAGGACAAAAAAACAGGGAAAUGGCAGUGUGCAUGCUGCUGGUUCACUUUCCAGUCCUUCAUCUUUCUGCUGACUCUUUGGUGGAUCUAUGUAUGCUGGGCUGCUUAUAAUGACCGGGACGAUUUCAACACGAAGGUGUUCUCAAUUCUGAGCAGCAUCACAGGCAUGUAUGUGGACUGGUUUUUGGUGGUGCUGAUCGUGACUUCAGUGUUGGUCAUCUACUGCUGCCUCCUGCUGAUCUUUGCGCUGAUCCAGGUGGCUCUUAAAGAACCCCUGAACAUGCACUGGAUUCACAAGGUCCUGCUGUUCUUGGCAGUGGUGAUUGUAGCCGCUGGGGUCGUUGGGCUGUGUUUGCAGUGGAUGGAGGAGUGGGGCACAGCCUUGUUGUCAUUGCAGGUGACAGCCCCUUUUCUGCAGCUAGGGGGUGUGGCUGCCCUGUCGCUCCUCGGCUGGUUUGUGUUCCAGAGAUUCUUCAUGGCCAAGAGAACAGUCUCCAGGGUGUUUAUCCUCUUGGCUUACCUCAUCGUGGUUGCUGCUGUGUUCUUGUCUCCGCUGGUCAUCACAUCUCCCUGCCUCCUGGAGAUAAGGGAGUUACCCCCCAAGCCUGCGCUGAUCGGCCACCGGGGGACGCCCACGCUCGCUCCAGAGAACACAAUGAUGUCCUUCCGGAAGAGUAUGGAGUGUAAGGUGGCUGCCUUCGAGUCAGACAUACUGCUCAGCUGGGACGGAGUGCCAUUCCUGAUGCACGACGAUUCCUUGAAAAGGACGACGAACGUGUUGGAGAAAUUUCCAGAGAGAGCCAGGAACGGCAGCUCCACCUUCAGCUGGAAGGAGCUGCAGAGCCUCAACGCUGGGGCCUGGUACCUGGAGAAUGACCCCUUCCAGACAGUCUCCUCCUUCUCAAAGCUGGAUCGAGAGGAAGCCAUAAAUCAGAGCAUCCCGUCCCUGAGCGAUCUGCUGAACCUGGCCAAGAAGCAAAACACCUCUGUCAUCUUCGAUCUGAAAAAACUCUCUCCGGGACACCCCUACGAACUGAGCUACACCCAGCGCACUGUCGAGACCAUUCUCAACUCCAGCAUCCCGCAGCGACUGGUGCUGUGGCUGGUGAAUAAGGACAGAGACAAAUUGGUAGCGAUACCCCCUGGGUUCCAGAAGAUCUUUGCUGACAAGGAGGCCAUGCGGGUCGGUGGGGGCGACCGGCUCAACAUACGACACUCCUUCCUGAGUGGCCAGGAGAUUCAGAACCUGACUCGGAGUAAUGUGACAGUGAACAUGUGGGUGGUGAAUGAGCGCUGGCUCUUCUCUCUGCUGUGGUGCUCUGGGGUCUCCUCCGUCACCACAAACUCCUGCCACCGCCUCAGGGACAUGCAGCGCCCCAUCUGGCACCUCGCACCCGACACCUACCGAGCGAUCUGGAUCACCGUGGACUGCUUCUUCCUGCUGGUCAUUCUGGGCCUCUUCCUGCUGCAGAGGAGGCGCUUCGGAAACAACAGAGGGGGACGUGCUGAGCACAAGAAUGGCUUUGUAAACUUACUGACGGGCGAGAUGGACACCUUUCUGUGAGGGCCAGGCCGGGCCAGCAGAUGGAAGGACUGUCUGAAGGAGUCCCUGCUAGAAGAAGCAGCAGCAGCAUUCUGAAUGCUUUCUGUUCAGGGCUGCUGAACAAUAUAUUUUUUCUGGGAACUGAGUAGCUGACUUGGGAAUCUGGAUCUCUGGGAAUGCUGCAACUCUAAUUAGGACUGGAAGGGAGUUUUUGUUUGGAGGGGUGGGUUGGUCUUGGGUUACCUUUUCUCUGAACAUUUGGGGGGCUCUAUACUAUACUGUACAGAUGUGCGCCGCCCCCCCCCCCCCCUCAACCUGCUCUUGAAUGUAUUUUAACAAACUGUGCCAAACCCCCACCCUCUCUCCUAUGGGGAGCAGGCAGGACCUGUUUUGAUCACUGAAGUUCACCAUCACUGCUAUGGUUAAGGCUGCGUUUGAAGGUGUUUACUACUGUAUACUGGUCAACAAAAUCGUGUAAUUUCAGACAUAUUUAAAACAUUGUAUUAACACUCCUUAAGUACACACACACACACACACACACACACACACACACAUAUAUAUAUAAUCUAUCAGUAUUUCCAUUUCAAAUUCUAGAAUAUACCUCAGAUAAGUACAGUGUGUCUGUUUGCUCGAAAUGGAAUACAGAACAGUAUGGUAAAAGCUAAAUAUACUAGUUAUCAUGUGUUCAUUCUUCUCAUACCACCCCCAGUUUAGAUUUAAAAAUAGAGUCAUGGCUCCUGGGCCAAGCGUUGACGAGUGCCUUCCAGCACUUUGCAGACUCUUGAGGCAUGCCCAUGUGAGUAUUAAAGCUUGCUACUGGGGAGUCCCACUGUGGGGGCUAUGCUUGGCAGGAUAGUGUGGAAUUACUGAAUAUUACUCGCAACAAUAGCACUGAACAUUCAAUAGCAAAGUUCCCCCUGAUUUUAUUAAUAUAUAUUUUUAAAAAGGACAGAAUUCUGUCCUUAUGUUACAGAAUGAGAAAUGCAAAGCUUAGGAGUGUCUAAUUUAUGAACAACUAUGUGUUUCUUCUUCAUUCUUUUUAAUAAUCACAGUGGACUGGGGUGUCACAAAAGAUGAAGGUGGCGAUACCAAGAUCCGACGCUGUUUAGAUCAUUGCUAUAGACCCCGUUGAAUUUCAUUGCUUCAUUGGAGUAAAAGCACGGAAGAAAUGCCCCAUCAUUUUGCUCCAACAAAACCUCAACUAGACAGCCCUGUUUUUUGUUGACCAGUAACCUUGUUAUUUUCAUAUAAUAUUAUAGAAAUACCUGGUAUUUUUGUAUUAAAUAAAAAGUCUAUUGUUUUUUAAUAAAUAUUUUCUAGAUUCAGGUUAAAUGAAUUUGAAAUGUGAGUAGUUGUGAAGUAAAUGUUAAUAAUGUCUAAUAAAAAAUAGUGAAAGCAAUACCUUUUUGCUUCACUCCUAUAUAGUGUGCUGGAAGUAAAAAAACAUGCCUGGUCUUGAAGACAUUUUCCCUGCCCAAAACUGUUUGUUUAUUUGUUUUUAAUCAAAAAGUAUGAAUCAAGUAAAACAUUUGAGAUCGUUGUUUUAAGGCUGAAAACAAUUAAAAAGGUCUAAUUAAGCUAAUGAGUAGUUCAAUUAAGGGUUCAAUUAAGUAACUGAUAACUGCUGGAAAACCAGCGGACACAGAAGAGUGGGAAACCCUGGGCUAGACCAUCUUCCUGUGUAGGGGUACAGUUUGAAAUUUGUACAGUUUCUUACUGGUUUAAAUUGCACUUUUCCCCCUUUUUUGAGUGGGUGUGUUAAAUCACUUCACUGUUGGAAGAUAGGCUGGAUUUGAUCUAUCUGUUUCACCAGGUGAUUGUAUAUUUUCUCAUUUGUUAUUCAGACUUGGUUUGCAAAGUUAGCAGAAUGUAUACAUGUUUGCUCUAUUUGUACGGGUGUUGGUGUAUUAUUAAAAGUGUCUGUCUUGUGAAGAGA